UUUCAUUUCAUUCGUUCAGUUGUCUUGUGCGUCGUUUGUUGUGUUUGGUAUCUCCGUCCGUUGGAAAUUAGAAUAACUUUAUUUAAAGUAGUAAAUAUCAAGUUAUGUGUUCAUCAAAGUUAAAUAAUAGUGGCGUAAACUGUUUUGUAUAUGUUUAUAGGUGAUUUACACAGUUUUAAUUACUUUUAAGUGUGAUAACUGUGUUACAUACCUACCUGUGCCUUGUGAAGUUUUGACAUUUACCGAAGUUUUGAAGUGCUCCAAGUUAUCAUGUGUUGAUGCUGUUUGUUUUGAAAACUAUAAAAGGAUUUCAAUUUUCUUCCUGGAAUUAAUAUAUAUAUGAGCUGGAUGCGGUGACGCGGGGCCAUGGACGCGGCGGACAAGCGCAUGCUGGAGCGGGAGGCGCUCCGCAACAUGAUCCAGCAGUGGAACGCCAACCGACUCGACCUGUUCGAGCUCAGCGAACCCAAUGAGAACUUGGAGUUCCAUGGGGUUAUGCGCUUCUACUUCCAAGACUCCGGGCAGAAGAUUGCAACGAAAUGCAUCAGAGUGGCCUCCGACGCCACCGUCAGCGAUGUCAUAGAAACGUUGAUCGAGAAGUUUCGCCCCGACAUGCGCAUGCUGUCGCUCGGCUCGUACUCGCUGUGGGAGACGCACGGGCCUGAUGACGAGAGGAAACUGGAGCCCCACGAGAAGCCGCUGCUGGUGCAGCUCAACUGGCACGCCGACGACCGAGAGGGGCGGUUCCUGCUCAAGUGUACCACCGGCAAUGAGCAGACGACAACUCUGCCUCCUCUGAGCGAGAAAAGCGACCAGAACUUCAAGAGGAAACUGUCCAAGAGAGAGAAGAAAGACUUGAAGAAGAAGGAGAAACUGUCGCGGCUCAAGUCCGACACCAACAACGAAAACCGACCCGUCGCCGAGAAACUAUACAAAGAGCUUCCCGAGACGUCGUUCACGCGCAGCAUCAGCAACCCCGAGGCCGUCAUGCGGCGGCGCCGGCAGCUCAAGCUGGAGCGGAAACUGCAGCAGUUCCGCUCCAAGGACGGUGGGCCCGACACAGGCGGCACGCUCAAAAUCUACGGCUCAUCGCUCUGCCCAGACGUGCCUUACAAGACGCUGCUGCUGUCUAUCGGCGACACUGCGGCGGCCAUAGUGCGAGAAAUGCUCGACAAGUACGGACUGUCGAGGCAGGACCCCGCGCACUACUGUAUUGUGCAGGUGGACGGCACAGACAACUCCGAGUACAUUCUGGAGGACGACGAGUGUCCGCUGGCCAUCGUGAUGACGCACCACCACCGCAGCUCCAUCAUGUUUCACGUGCGGCGGCGGCCGGCGGACUCGCAGCCGCGGCGGCGCAAGAAGAAGGCGGGCGCGGGGGGCGCCGGCGCGCGCGGGGGGAACGAGCCCGUGCUGGUGGAGGUGGCGCCCGACGGCACCCCGCUCGAGAACCCUCGCCGAGUGAGGGUCACCGACGUCGUCGAGGUAGGGUCGGGCAACGGCAUGGCGCUCCAGCUGUACGGGCCGUCGAUCCAGCCGCGGCACUGCGUGGUGGCGCCGGCGGACGGCGGCGGCUACUCGCUCACCCCGUUGCACGCUGAUGCGCAGAUCUACGUCAACAACCAGCGCGUCACGCAUUCGCAGCGGCUGCAGCACGGCUGCCUGCUGAAGUUCGGUCGCGUGUCCACGUUCCGCUUCAUGGACCCGGCGCAGGAGUCGCUCCUCAACCGCAACCUCUCGCAGUCGCUGCACUUCGGCUCCGGAUCCAUCUACGACAGAUCGCCGACGUCGCCCGGCAGCGGCGCCAAGUCGCCCACGUCGCUGGCGUCGCACCCGCAGGACGGCGGGGAGCCCCCGGACGACUACCAGCGCACCAUGAGCCCCGUGUCGCACGACACGUACGGCUACGGCAACGACUCGCAGCCCUACAACAACAACACCCUUAAACUAGACAACGAGUCGCUCAUGAUGUCGCAACAUCUGGAAACCAAGGAUGAAUACAUAAGGGAUGACAAUGGAUACAACGAUCAAGACCAGAAUUCGCCGGCGAGCCGAACGAACAAUUACAAGGACAAUUACGAAACGACCUUCGAUCUGGAUGGAAACGUGGAGACUAAGAGCAUCUGCAGUGCCAAGAGCGGCGGCUCGGGCCACGACAACAGGAUGACCCCCGGCAUCGGGUCGGCGGCGCGGCCGGGGCAGGAGCCCAUCCUCCCCGCUGUCCUGGAGUUCCCCGAGGCGGGCCAGGCGCAGUUCCUCGCCGCCGUCAUCUCCCGGCUCGACCCGCACGCGCCCGCCUUCAAACUAGCGCCCGUUUACACGCUGUAUCUUUGUGCGAGGUACCGCGCGUCGACCCACUACAGGCCGGAGCUAUCUCCAACGGAGCGCGCACACAAGCUCACCGCCUUCCUGCACCACGUCGCCACGCUCAUACACGCCACUGUGCAGGAGCGUUGCACGGACUCGGCAGCACAAGCCUUCUGGAUGGCCAACGCGAGCGAGCUGCUGCACUUCCUGAAGUGCGACCGCCACAUCUCCUCCUUCUCCACGCAGGCGCAGGACUUGUUGCCUACUACUGUGCAGAACGCAUUCAGCAACCUCGUCUCCUGUUUCCAAGAAGAACUCACCCCAGCUCUAGCGACGCUCAACAAGCCGUCAGUGGGCGAUGCCACGGAGGCCACGGCGCCCACGCUGCAAGCCCUAGCCGCCGCCAUGGUGCUACUGAGACGGUGUCGGGUCAACGCCGCCCUGACCAUACAGCUGUUCAGCCAUCUCUUCCAUUAUAUUAAUGCUGUUUGUUUUAAUAAGUUGGUGAACGACCGGGGGCUAGCAGACGCGCGGUGGGGCGCCGCCCUGUCCGCGCGGCUCGUGAUCCUGGGCGCGUGGGCGGAGCGCCAGGGGCUGGAGCUGGCCGCCGACUGCCACCUGGCGCGCUGCCACCAGGCCGCGCGCCUCAUCCAAGGCUCAUACCGCACCGUGGAAGACAUCCGGCUGGCCCUCUCGGCUUGCUUCAAGCUGAACAGCGUGCAGGUGCGCGCGCUGCUGGGCGGCCUGGAGCCCGCGCUGCUGGAGGCGGGGGUCGCCGCCGCGCGCGCCGCCGCCGACGAGCUCUGCACUGCCGACGGACGCCAGAUAACGCUAGAAGAGAACGAAUGGCUCGGCGUGGGCCUGCUCAUCCCGGGCGACGGGUUCAGCGCGGAGGUGGUCCGUGGCGUGCCCCCCGGGCUCGCAGACUUCGUGGCUCCCUUACAGCGGGGCGGCCUGUGUCGCCUGGCGCACCAGCCACACGCCGUGGGCGUCUGGACCGUGUAUAUGACGGGCUAUGGAGCCCCCCAGCAGAGGAGGGCCCCGGAGCCGAGGGUCCAUAUUAUACAGCUGAAUAAGAACUCCAAUGGGAUGGGGCUCAGUAUUGUUGCUGCUAAGGGUGCGGGCCAGAGCAAGCUGGGCAUCUACAUCAAGUCGGUGGUGGCGGGCGGCGCGGCGGCGGCGGAUGGGCGCCUGGCGGCCGGCGACCAGCUGCUGUCCGUGGACGGACACUCGCUCGUCGGCAUCACUCAGGAGAAGGCGGCAGAAUACCUGGUGCGAACUGGCCCGACAGUGACUCUAGAAGUGGCUAAACAGGGAGCCGUGUUGCACGGCCUGGCCACUCUACUGCACCAACCUACGUACAACCAGAAACAAGACGAGGCGGUCGAAUACGAGCACCGCGCGCGGCGCAACUCCGGCACGUACACCAACCCGCUGCCGGCGCUGCUGCGGCAGACGUCGCCCUUUGCCGAGCUCGCCACCGCAGGGUACCGGCGGCGCUCGUGUAACGGGCAGUGCCGCCUGAAGGACGGCUCUAGCGAGUCCAGUUCCGACGACAGCGAAGAGUUUUCAGCUCCUGCGGUCCCGCCGCGGUAUAUCGGCUCCAUACCACGGCUUAUCAUUACUCUAGACGACGAAAACAACCAACUGAGCGAGGAGCAUUCACCGGAAACCCCCGGCUUUCCUUUAGAGCUAGCGGGCGCGCCGCCGCGGCCCAUACCCGUGUUCUCAUUCACCUGCGAGGACUUCGACGAGCAGCAGUGCAAGGGGGAGAUGUCGGUGGACGACACGCCCAUAGAGGAGGAGGCGGAGGAGCAGAGCGACAAAGAGGAAGAGGAGGUAUAUCUGCCGCCGCAGAUGCGCCCUCUGCCGCCGCGCCUGCCGCUGCAGCCGCCGCGCCGCGCGCGCUGCACGGGCCGCGCCGAGUGCGCCAGCGCCUGCGACUGCUGCCGCUCCCCGCGCCCCGACCCCCCGCUCAUCCCCUUCAUCGACGAGCCCAACUACGAGCCGCUCAUCUACGAGAACGACUCGGCUGACGACACUGUGGCCACGCCGAAGAUCCGACGCAUCUUCCCCUCCCUAUCUUUAGACCAAUCCGAAGAAGCCAAACCCGAAAUGGCCGACGCUGACACUCAAACACCGACCUCCCCUCUAGAACCCUACGUUAGAAAGCUAGACUUAAACUUAGACGUUAAGAGCGAAAGUGAGAAGAUAGAGCUAAUACACUGUCGACUGAGACGGGCGCUGUUUAAUGUGUCCAAGUCGAAGUCGGAAGAGACUGAUGUGCCGUCCAAUUAUUCGACGUCGGAGUCUUUCGAUACAACGAACGGUACGACACCUUCGUUGCCCAAGUUAUUAGUGAACACGCCUGAGUCCGGGGCGUGCCAGGUGCUGGACAGCCGCAAGUCGUGGCGCUCGCCCGACGACUGCAGGCCCGCGCCCGGCGCCGUGCGCGCGCUCGCCAAACACUUCAACUCCAUCAACCUCACGUACUGCGUCAAGAACUACAAACGCAACUGCCAGUCCAGCCCCAAUCUCAGCGUGCAGAAAGAAAAAACAAGCAAUACUAGCGAUAACCUACAAAGUAGCAUUAGUUUAGCGGAUAUUCAGUACGAGACUAUGAAGUCUGAUUCGAGCGAUACGAAGGGAGAGAAGCUGUCAGAGGAUGAGGUGAAGAGUAUACUGAUCCAGUUAGAGGACUGGUCGAGGUUUGGCUCCCGGGGCAGUGAAGACACGCUCGCGCAGGGCAACGAGUUCGAAGUACCCAACCUGCCUUCAGAAGAACAUACAGAGAACAAUACCACCGGAUACCACUUUAAUGAAAUAGUCGAUAAGAAGAUUAGAACCAUAACGCUAGAUAAUAUUAAGCUCAAAUCCAAUCAAUCCAGUUUAAAUACUGACUCGAUUAUAGCCAGUAAGGAUUCGUUUAACAAAACGGAAAGCCUAGAAAUGUCGUCCAAUGAGGUAAAAAUCCCUAGAAUAGUAGGAGUGAUACCGCAGAAGCAAGCGAUGUCGGUUCUAGACGUUUCAGCGGUAAAGAAAUUGGCUAAAUUGAGACGAGAAUCGCAGCCAUCUGUCGUACAAAGCUGCCCAAACAUAGUGGACAAUGAAGCGGACUCGAAACCUCAGGCCAAUGGACACCCACCGUGGGCGAGUUCAGCGGCACGGCGCGCGUCGGAGCGAGACCUUCCCUCCCGACUGGCAGCAGAGCCGGUGAAGCCCAGCAAGAGCACGCCCGCCCUGCACCAGGUCGCCUCGCCGCCGCCCAUGCACGCGCACAACAUGUCGCACGCUAUGCCGCCGCCCGGCUCGCCCGGCCACAAGUCGCGCAGCAGCCACAACCUGCUCGACGCCCGCUACCAGAACCUCGUCGCCAACAUGGACCGAUGGUCGUCUCUGCGUAGCUCGAACGGCAGCAACCGGCCGCAGUCGGCGCACUUCUCCCCGAACAACACCGAGCCCGCGCCCGACUCGCCGCUGCUGCAUCAUCAGCAAAACCACUCAAGCUCAGCAAGCGUGCGAUCAGCAAAAAUGGCAGAAAUGUCCGAGGAAGUGACGCGCAGACAUCAGCAGCAGCAGUUGCAGCAGCAAAUGCACCAGCAACAGAUGCAAUACCCGACGCAGCAGAAGCCGAUACUGCCCCCGCAACACAUACAGCCGCAUCCAAACAUCAUGUCGCCCCCACAAAUACAGAAUCAACAUCCACACAUGCAGGCGAAUCCACAUGCGCAGACAAAUAACCACAUGCCACAAAAUCACUUGCAACAAAAUCAACAUAUCCCUCCGAAUGUAGUGCAAUCGCAAAUGUUGCAACACAAUCACUUGCCACAAGUGCAGCAUGCGCCGCAGAAUCAACUUAUUUCGCCGAAUCAACACAUGCAACAGAAUCAGCACUUGCCACAGAACCAACACUUGCCGCCGAAUCAAGUGCCGAAUCAACAUUUGCUUCUACAAAGCCAGCCGGGCAUGCAGAUGUCCCCGCCGGCGCACCGCGCGCAGAGCCCCACGCAGCACAUCUACCACAACCAAAAUGUGCAGCCGCAGAGAUAUGAAUGGCACCAGCCGCAGCCCGGGCCGCCUUCUCCGCAGAGAUCUCAGCCGCCUGUAGCUCCUAAGCCACAGAGCGUACGACGACCGGAGAUGGAACAAGAAGAGCAACAGUUGCAGAUGCAACAGCUACAGCAACAUCACAUGCAACAACAACAGUUACAGCAGCAACAACAACAGAUACAACAACAACAUUUACAACAACAACAGCAGCAGUUGCAACAGCAGCAGAUGCAGCAACAACAACAAAUGCAACAGCCGCUAAAUGUCACUGUUCAGCCUGACGACGAAUGGUACGUGGCGAGCGGCUCCGAGCCGCCGACGGGGUCGAUGUACCCCGCCGGAGCGCCCGGGCGCCAGGGCGCGCCGCACAACCCGUGGCAACGUGAGGAGCGAGAGAGAGAGCAGGAGGCGCGCCGCGCUGCUGCUAGAGCGAGACGGGACGCGACGAUAUCGCACCUGCUAUCCCUGGCCGCGCGCACGCCCGCGCAGAACCAGCAGCUGAGGGCGUUACAGCUGGAGAGGGAGUUCGAGCGACGAGCCACGCAACAGGACCAGGACGAGUCGUCAGACGCGCAGUUCUCGCCCGGCAACAAGUCGCCAUCGCCCGAGCCGAGCGAGGCGCGCCCGCCGCCGCCCAAGUCCAUACUCAAGUCGCCGCUCAACCGGGCCGACACUAAUGGAUAUGCUACUGACACCAGCCGUGCCGACGACUCUACAAGCGGGCUGGUGUCGGUGUCGCAGUCGCUGGGCGCGCUGGCCGUGGCGGAGCCGCCGCCGCCGCCCGAGCGCGGCUCCUCCUUCGCCGUCAUGGCCGCGCGCGCCGCGCCGCCUACAGCCAACCCCGCACCAGUGACCCCGACGCCGCCCGCCGCAGGGGGCCGCGACAAGCGCGUGUCGUUCCACGAGCGAGCGCCCGCCGCCGCGCCGCCGCCACCGACUACUGCGCCCCCUAGCGACGAGCCCGUGCCCGAGGCAGGGUCGUGUCUGCGCUUCAUCGAGGAAGCGGAGCACAUGCUGGCGGCGCCCGCGUCCCCCGCCACCCCGCCGGCCCCCGGCGCGCCCCUCGCCGCGCACACGCCCGGCGUCAUCGGCGCGCAGGAGGUCUACAGAGACCCGCGCGCGCGGCGGCUGGCUGAAGCCCAGGCCCGAGCCCCGGCCGCGCCCGUGCCCGAGCACCUCUCCUUCAAGGAGAAGAUGAAGAUGUUCGCGCUGGAGUCGGGCGAGGCCUCCACGCCCAAGGACAAGGUUAAAAUAUCGCGCGCCCAGCGAGACAUCGACGCUGUCCAUUAAUUAAUGACAAAACUAUUGAAAAUAUUAAAUAGUACGAAUGGUUCAAUAUAGGAGUGACGUGAAUGAGAUUACACUAUUUGACAAGCCAUAGCAAGAAUGGUCAGCUAGAAUUUGUAGUUAAAGUUAAUAGAUCAGGAUAUAAAUAUGAGGGGGAACUUUAUCAUGUUCACUUUUUAACUUCAUAAUCUCGGUGACCAUUCUCUCCUUGCUAAGACCACGGUAUACACAUGUAUAAGGACCCCUCCUUAAUAGUAUGUAAGGUUAAUCCUAGUUUUAGCUAAAUUAUCAUACAAAGUUAUCUUCGUAAGGAAUACUGAAAAAUAGAUUUUAAAUUACAUGUGGAAUUCAAUCCGUACUCGAUUUUUCCACACUAACCAAUGAAGAGUUGAAAGAGCUAAGAUGUAUAAAAAUCUUAUUAAAUUACAAUAAGAUAUUCUGGUACUGCUAAUCUGCACAUUUUAGCUAAGACUUGGUUCAUCAAAACUGUCAAACUAACUGAAAAAAUAAAUGAGCCGAGGUCCGUAAAUGAUUGCCUUCAUGGAACACACACAGCACCAAUUUACCCUGAAUCGUAGCAUAUAAGAAUUAAGUAAUUUUUAUAUACUAUUAUAUUUUUAAUAUAUUCGAUAUAACAAUAAAAUUUGAACAUGUCGCCUUAGCAGCUAGUGCAUUUUUGUCACUUUAAAUAUUAUGUAUAAUGGACGAGGGCAAAGAAAUCGGUCCUAUUAAAAAUAUUAAUAUUAGCAUGUUAAAUAAGGAAAUAUGUAGCUGUGUUUUGGCACAUUUAUUAUUUUGUUUGGAAAUAUCAAAAUUACUGUGCCAUGGUUAUUAUAAAUUUAUAUUUUAUCGUUAUCGAUACAAUAUCUAAAAAAGCAGGCAACGUAUAGAGGACCAAUACAUUAUGUACCUAGAACUAUGUGAACAUGGAAACAUACGCCUUGUUUAUUAUAUUAUGUAGUUAGUAUCUGUAGUAUGAUAAUAUGUACGAACUAUGAUGAAUAAUAAUAUCUAACGCUAUGCAUGAAUCGAUUCUUGAUUGGUCCAAAUAAAUUAUAUUAUCUCAAUAAGCUAAACAACACUAUAUCUACAGCUAUAUCUUUAAUCUUCAUUACAUUCCAAAGAAUAUAUUUCUUUACUCUAUUAAUGUAAGACGCAUUCCUAUAGCUCUUCUGAAACCAUCCCCUUGGUGUUUAACACUAGACUAAUGGCCUUAAAAUAUAACUCGAUUUAUGUAUUAUUUAAUAAGAAAAUAAGUAUUUACUUCUAUUAUUUAGAUUCUUCAAUAAAAAUAUUAACAAGAGCAAUAAGUUAUUGUGAAGCCUUCGAUGUAUAUAAAAAUGUACUCUAUAAUAUGCACAUGAUGUGCCAAACUCAUGUUCUCACGGGACAUGACUCAGAGAGGAGAUUCCUUCCUGUAGACGACUGCAGUGACGCGGUCGCGCAGCGUUAUUCUACGUAUCAAGACCAUUAUAUUGAUAUACUUAAAUUAAGUUUUAUUAGAAUUGCAUGAGAUUUCAUGAAACUGUCUAAUUAGUUUUCGUAGGUAUUCCCUUCAUCAUGAUGGCACUUUGGUAUCAUCCGACGGCACCACUCACUUGUAUAUAAGUAGGUAGAGGAGUCCCCAUGUGAUUAAGACUUUUGUACACCUGUUUGUAUAUGUAAAUGUUUAUUUAUAGAUGAGAUUUUAUUGAAAGUGGACAUUUAUUAAGAGAGUGAAGGCCUAUUAUGAUUAUGAAUGUAGUUAGUUUAGUUCCUGGGAACAGCAGUUCUCAAUAUUCACCCAACGAUAGUCAAUUAGCGAUCAGAAUGAGAUUUAUUUUUAAAUGGAGUUUAUUAAGUUGUAGCAACAUUGUAAAUAAGUAUGUUAACAACUAGAGACGAUUAGCUCCUGACGUAAUAUGCUUAUGAUUAAAUAAAAUUGGUAUUAUUACAACACAAAUUAAAAAUGUAUUGUUAAUAACAGUACCUAAUUAUGUACUUCUUCUAUAUGAGAAAGCGAAUAAACUGUAUAAUUAAA
Plutella xylostella (diamondback moth) is the source of this 9664-nucleotide messenger RNA. The record is from RefSeq and is a predicted model, not a curated record. NCBI's taxonomy places the organism in Eukaryota, Metazoa, Arthropoda, Insecta, Lepidoptera, Plutellidae.